ACAGCAGCACGCUGGGUACCCGAGCUGCUUCGGUCCCCUGUGCGCUGCUAGAGGGAUGUGGGCGCCGCGCACUCCUGGGCUGCCUUCCCACAAGGCUCCGGCGGUGCGGCCCGGGGAGGGCGAGGGAAGGCAGAGGAGGCGCGGCUGGCCAGAGAACGGCGAGGGAGCCCCUAACAAAGCAGCUUUGGGAGGGCCGAAUGCCUCCGCCUCCUCCAGCAAUAGGCCUGCGAAGCUGCCUGUCACCCUGCAUAGGUGGAGGUGGCCAAUGACGUACAAAGAAGGAGCUCGAGUUGGCGCGCGCGCGCGGCUCGACAUCAGUGGGAUUGGUCGAAGGUAA
Messenger RNA from Pteropus alecto (black flying fox), 337 nucleotides. RefSeq lists its product as uncharacterized. NCBI's taxonomy places the organism in Eukaryota, Metazoa, Chordata, Mammalia, Chiroptera, Pteropodidae. The record is from RefSeq and is a predicted model, not a curated record.